UCACCCAACUCCGGUUUGACUCAGGCACACCACAAAAACGACGCCGUUUCAGAGCCGAAAAAUGAAAAUCAUCCAUCAGCGUGAAUCAAGUUAAACCCUUGAAGUCGUGAAGACCCCCUUCUCCCUUGGUUCCGCACGAAAUCAGAAUCCAAUACCCAUCCCCAUAAAAAGCGUAAAGAAAAAAUUCGAAGUCAAAAUCUGAAGAUGGAGACAAGGGACAGGCAGAGAUUUGUAGCAACGUACAUGAUUUUAGCUCUUCUUUUGAAUUUGAUCGGCCGUAUCUCGUCCCUCUCGGUGACGGUGAACGAAGAAGAAUGUAUAUACGAGUACGUCAUCUAUGAAGGCGACACCGUUUCUGGAAAUUUCGUCGUAGUUGACCACGACAUCUUCUGGAGCGCCGAUCAUCCUGGCAUCGAUUUUACUGUGACAUCUCCAGCAGGAAAUGUAGUGCAAACUUUGGCAGGGACAUCUGGGGACAAGUUUGAAUUUAAAGCCCCUCGAAGUGGAAUGUACAAAUUUUGUUUUCGCAAUCCCUAUUCAACGCCAGAGACAGUUUCUUUCUACAUUCAUGUGGGCCACAUUCCCAAUGAGCAUAACCUUGCCAAAGAUGAACAUUUAGACCCUAUUAAUGUAAAAAUUGCUGAGCUGAGGGAGGCUUUGGAGUCUGUUACAGCGGAGCAGAAGUACUUAAAAGCACGUGAUGCUCGACAUCGUCAUACAAAUGAAAGCACAAGGAAGCGUCUUUUAGGCUACACAAUCGCAGAGUACGUUUUACUGGCUGUUGCAAGUGCACUUCAAGUUGCAUAUAUUCGCCGUCUUUUUAGCAAGUCAGUUGCAUACAACCGGGUUUGAGACAUGUUAUCAUUGCAGUCUGUUUUUUUAACAAGAGGAUGGAUGUUAUACAUGGGUUUCGGAAAACUUACGCAUUAAGAUUUGUUGGUUUUCCCAUAAUUUAAUAGAAUUAGUUUAUGAA
Molecule: messenger RNA, 973 nt
Organism: Mangifera indica (mango)
Lineage: Eukaryota; Viridiplantae; Streptophyta; Magnoliopsida; Sapindales; Anacardiaceae
Product: transmembrane emp24 domain-containing protein p24beta3-like
Exons: 4
Coding region: 205-852 (215 amino acids)
Biological process (GO): endoplasmic reticulum to Golgi vesicle-mediated transport; intracellular protein transport; Golgi organization
Cellular component (GO): endoplasmic reticulum; COPII-coated ER to Golgi transport vesicle; endoplasmic reticulum-Golgi intermediate compartment
Source: RefSeq, a predicted model, not a curated record